This is a messenger RNA of Dioszegia hungarica, 408 nucleotides long. Its product is annotated as putative structural constituent of ribosome. Gene Ontology annotation, molecular function: structural constituent of ribosome. The record is from RefSeq and is a predicted model, not a curated record. Gene Ontology annotation, biological process: translation. Gene Ontology annotation, cellular component: ribosome. The coding region runs from base 1 to 408 and encodes 135 amino acids. NCBI's taxonomy places the organism in Eukaryota, Fungi, Basidiomycota, Tremellomycetes, Tremellales, Bulleribasidiaceae. The transcript has 4 exons.
AUGGACCCCCAAGGCGCCGUCACCCUCCGCACCUCCAAAUUCAUCACCAACCGCCUGCUCAACCGCAAGCAAUUCGUCCUCACCGUCCUCCACCCCUCGCGCUCCAACGUCUCGCGCACCGAACUCGCCACCAAGCUCGCCGCGCUGUACAAGACGGAUGCUAAGCGCGUCGUCGUGUUUGGUCUCCAGACCAAGUUUGGUGGUGGUUUGAGCCAGGGUUUCGGGAUGGUCUACGAUGACGAGGAGAGCCAGAAGAAGUUUGAGCCCAAGUACAGGCUGGUCAGGUCCGGCCUCGCCGACAAGGUGGUCAAGCCAUCCCGCAAGCUGCGCAAGGAGCGUAAGAACCGGUCGAAGAAGGUUCGGGGAGUAGCCAAGACGAAGGCCGGAGACGCCGCCAAGAAGAAGUAG